Molecule: messenger RNA, 4956 nt
Organism: Aptenodytes forsteri (emperor penguin)
Lineage: Eukaryota; Metazoa; Chordata; Aves; Sphenisciformes; Spheniscidae
Gene: ZNF518B
Product: zinc finger protein 518B
Exons: 1
Coding region: 203-3448 (1081 amino acids)
Biological process (GO): regulation of transcription by RNA polymerase II
Cellular component (GO): nucleus
Molecular function (GO): DNA-binding transcription factor activity, RNA polymerase II-specific; RNA polymerase II transcription regulatory region sequence-specific DNA binding
Source: RefSeq, a predicted model, not a curated record
CAAGUUGAUUGAAUAAAAUAAGAACAUGGACUAUAAAAUGGAUGCAGUUCCUUGAGCACCGUUUCUUCCAAAGCGUGUAUUCUGCAGAUUGUUGGCCUGAAUGAUUGAUUGAUAAGCAGCAUACACAAGACUAAUAUCAAGAAAACAUUCUGUCUGUUGCUGCUGUGUUUGACAAAACUGGUGCAGAGUCACGUCUUCUGAAAUGCAGUUGAAAAAAAUGAGGGAAAUUUUACCAAGAUUGUACUCUGGCCAAGUUAAUGAUAAAAAUAAUUCCUUAACUACAUCCCCAAAGCAAUCUUCUGAGGAUAAAACAAAUCCAUCAAAAGGGGAUGAUGACCAAAACUGCUGUUACCAAGGGACUGAGGCUGAGAAUAAUAAGUUGUCACUGAUAAGCUGUAUAAAAUGCAGAAGUGUUCAGAAAAUUUCAAUGCAAGAUAUAGAAAAGCAUAAGAAGCUUGGGUGGACUGAAGACAAACAUUUCAUCUGCAAGAAGUGCAGCCAUAUUACACCACCAGCUUUCCAUUUUGUUCCUGAGGGUGCCAAUGCUGUAGACUUUGAAAAACGUGAAAAAAAAUCCCCAAGUAAAACCCAGCAAACAUUUAAAGUUAAAAACUUUCUGCCAGGUAAAUACUACUGUGAUAAAUGUAGAUUUUCAACAAAGGAUCCUUUGCAGUAUAAAAAGCAUGUAGGUCAACAUGAAGAAAUUAAAUUUAUUUGCUCCCACUGUAGUUACAUAUCCUACACCAAAGGAGAAUUCCAGAGACAUUUGGUGAAACACACUGGAACUUUUCCGUAUCAGUGUGAAUACUGUGAAUAUGGUGCUGUUAGACAUGACUAUAUAGUCAAACAUACGAGAAGAGUACAUGAAACGCCCACAAAACGGCUGUCAAAUACUAUCAUAAACCACAAGCAAAAGAAGCAGAGUCAAAGCACUUUAUUUGAAAAGCAGAAAUACAGUAAAAUUCCUUUUCACAAUAAACUCUCAAAUUUGUCUUCAAAUAUGGUUUGUGAGAUUCCAGAUAAAGUAACUAAAACAGUCUGUUCCUCUCAUGAUGUAGAAUGUAGCGUAAACACAGCAUCAGUCCAGGAUAAAACAAUAUUGGAGCCAUCUGAAAUAAGCGUAUGUGAGAAUCAAAGUGUUGAAGUUGAGGUUUAUUCUCCAAAAACAGAGCCUUUGCAACCUGGGAUGCCUUUAACAGUAGUUGCACCAUCUGAACUUGUAGUUCCUUCUAAUUGUUUAGCUCAGAUAGUAGAGAUUAAAAUAGUGAAUGGAGCGCAACAGUUGGUUCUUAAACUGAUUCCUAUGAAAGAAGCAACUUACAAACCUGUAAACGCUGCUGGAGAGGAACUUGAGAAUCAAGAUAUAGAACGAUCUGCAGAAGGAAAAAAAACAUGUUCUGUAUCUCAAAAUGAGUUACUAACCAUGGAAGUGAAUGUAGACAAAUUAUCCAGUGUUAGUAACCAGCUUAAUUUGGAUAGUACCUAUGACAAGAAUUCUGAAUGUCUUUGCUUUUCCGAUUCUCAACUCUCAGACUGUAACUCUGUAUCUAUACAGAGGGAAGAUGCAUCAAAAUUAUGCUUUCAUUUGGUGAAAGGUAUUGAUGUCCAUUCAGGUGUUAUAGAACUUUGUUCUCCAUCUCUGGUGAUGAAUAGUACUGAAAAAAAAAGUGAUCUUAAAUCCUCAAGGUGGGAAGUAGAUGGAAAAAAUAACUUACAUUAUGACUUGUAUUGUUAUGAAGAAGGUGUGGAUAUACCCCCUCCAAAAUAUGCUAUUUCUGCAGAGAAAAGUUCCAAGAACAUUUCAGUAGAGGCCGCUCAGGAGGGCAAAAAUUCCUCUUCUUCUGCAGUCCUUAAACAAAAGGAUACAUUGCCUCUAAAGAGGGAUGACAAAGAAUGUGGGAGUCUGCCAGUCAGCUCUACAGAAACACAUCUAGCUGGUAAGGGUUUUGAUAAAAAAUCUGUUACAUCUUCUGAAGCAGGAAAAAACUUUCAUGUCAUUAAAACUCCACCUUGCGAGGACAUGACUUUUGGCUUUAGCAAAGUAAAGAGAGCUGAAACCGUAAGUCAAAAGAACAAUCUUCUUCUGGAAUCAUUAGAACUACAGAAGAUGGAAAAUAAAGGCAACCCUUUUGAGGGACCUGUUAUUUCAUCUGUAUUUUCUCUUAGCUCUGGGGCUGAAAACGUUCCAGAGGGUGUUAGAUGGGAUGACACAACAUGCAGUAAGAAGCCAGCAACGCUGCUGUGUAGAAAGAUUGCUCAGCUCAUGUCCGCUGCUGAAUCUAACAUGAAAUCCAUGCCUUUGAGAUGUCAAGCUUCUAGUAGAAAGGUGCUUUUCCCUCAAGAAAAUUCAGCAAGCUGUGGGAGAGUUGUUCGUGCCACUGAAGUGGAACAGUCUGCGUCUUUGCCUCCAGUGCAUGGUGGAAGCAGUGUGAUUAGUAGCGAAGAACACAGUAAAGAUCAGUUGCUUACAUUUGCAAGAACAUCUAAAAGCAGGGUAGCUAAAAAUUCCCAUGUUGCUACUCCAGUGUUUAUCCCCAAAGGGACAAUGCUGAGAGUGCUGAAUGCUACUAGCAGUCAAAAAUCAAAUGGAAUAGAAAACAGGAGUGAAACAUCAGCUCCUUCUAAGUAUUGCAAUGAAAUGUUUCUGCCUCGCCCGGUUCCUGUCAGUGUUUCUGAGACACUUAGCAGUAAUUUGCCAUGUUUGCCUAAUCAGAGUGAACUGAAUGCUCAGUCCCGAAGUAUAUCACUCAGGCAAAGACCAAAGCGAGAGGCAAGCAUUAAAAAUAAUAGCAAACAAACUGGUGUACCAUUUCAGAAAAGCAGCGAAGUGAGUAAGCAAAGCAAACCCUAUUCAAAAAGUCAACUAGGUCCCAAAAAUAAGGUGAAACAAGCAAGCUUCAGGGAACUUCCUAAGAGGAAAACAAGAACUCAGUCGGAAACCAGUUCAGGUUCUGACAUGUCAUAUCUGUUGACAGCAAGACGUCUUCGGCUUGUCCCUCUGAGAAUGAAUCAGUUGAUAAAAUGCCCUCGGCGUAACCAGCCAGUUGUGGUACUAAACCAUCCUGACGUUGACUCGCCAGAGAUAAUUAAUGUCAUGAAGACUAUCAACAAGUAUAAAGGUCAAGUCCUGAAAGUAGUUCUAUCAGAAAGGACAAGUAGUUGUCUUGGUGUCAAACGUUAUCGAAAGCGUCUUACUCUUCAAAAUGUUGAGACAGGAAACCAAGCAAAAAAGCAGAGUAUGCUAAAAAUGAAACUAAAAAAGACCCAUAAAAACAACUACCAGGUGGUGGAAACUUCACCAGCUGAAACGCUUCAGUGUAUGUUUAAGUGUUGGUUUUGUGGAAGAGUAUAUAUGGACCAAGAAGAAUGGAUAAGUCAUGGACAGAGGCACUUGAUAGAGGCAACCAAGGGUUGGGAUGUUCUUUCUCUUCCAGCAAAAAAGCAUUAAUUGAGAGACUAGGGGCGUUUCCCCUCUUAAUUUUAAUGAGUGCCACUGACUUGCUUGGAAAGUAAGAUUGAAAUAACUGCUUUAUUUUGCCAAACGGUCUCUACUGUUAGCAAAGUGGGAGAGGAGAGCGGAGUUACAGAGAUAGAGAGAAGCUGAUAGUGAGGAUUAAGCACUACUUUGCACUCUCAUGUUUGAAAUUUGUAUUGGAGGUCAACUUCAUCUGUUCCAUAGGAGAAAUUUGAAAAAGAUUUGCUAUGCAAGCAUCUUUCUAGUUACCAUUCUCUGUGCUAGGAUACUGUGCUGUAACUGGUUUGUGCUAGGUCUGUAUGGAUAAAAAUCUUAGGCUAUGAGAUCUUUGUAAAUUUAACAGGGUUUAGUUUGCUUUAUUACAGCAUGGUGUUUCAGAGAUCAAGCAUACGUGUACUGAAAAGUACCUUUGAUCCUCUGGGCAGCAAAUGUAUAUCAUAGGUUUUAGUGGCAAAUUAAGCACCACGCAUAAAAAGUAAAACUUAAAUGCAAGUACUCUGUUUCAGUGAAACAAAAACACUUCUGCUGACUUCAGAGGAGAUAUAAGGGUGUAAAUGAAGAAUCUGUGGGAUCAGAGUUACUCCCACUAGGUCAGAUAGCACUAAAAAGUUUAAUUUUGUUUAGUACUUAGUCUUUACCUAGCCUGUAUUGCGUAGAUGUGACAAAGAGAGCAGAAUACUGUCAGCUUUCUUUACCAUCUUUGUUCUGAGCAGGCAGAGCCAGAAAUAUCUCAGGCUUGGACCGAUAGGAGAGAGAAGCUUUUCUCUAUAUGGUCUCAAGGCUGUUCUGAAAUCUAAGGAAGUAACAGCCAAACAUAAACCCUCUACCACCAUGUGUGUGUAGCCUGAUAGAAACACAUUUGCAGAAUUGGGCAUUUGGUUAGAACUCUAGUCGGUACGUUAAUCCUUAUUUACAGGGGGAACUUGCUGAAGAUGAAGACUUUUCAAAAUGAAAAAACAUGUUGCACAGCUUUUACAUUGACAGUGUUGAACCAGAUUUUCAGUGCAAUCUUUCAUCCUUCUUAAUCUUAAGAAUUUAGAUGUUGUUAGAAUAUAUUUUUUGUAGGUCUCAAUUCAUACAAGCAUGUGCCUAGUUACAUAUGUACGUCUAACGUGUAUCUACUGACUUCAGUGCAGUGUAAACAUUGCUCAGUUGCUUAAACACUUUCCUAAAUCAGGGCCAAAUUUCAAGUUUUUUUAGUGAAGAAGAGGGAUGGAUGAUGCUGAAGUCUAAUGUUUCUGUACAUGAACAAUAGAUGUUUUUCUUCAUCUUGUCAAUUUUAAAUCAUACAGAAUGAACUAUAUUGAAGCACAUUUACAAUUAAAAUAACUUCUUACAUUUUUACAAAUAAGAAAAUCAAUACUGACUCUAAUGCUGGAUGUGUGUUCUAUGUUUGAACUGGGACUACUCUUGAAAAACUGGUAGUUCCUAACUCUUUUCACUGUUGGUGCAUUUUUGUAAACAGUUUAAGCUGGGAAUAU